AUGCUGGGAAAAGUGAGUAUUCAACUCCACCCUCAACGCCGCCUUUUGGCGAGCGUGAUUGCUGUGGGUGCUGCCGCUUAUUUUGGCAACAGCAGCCGCCGCCAGGAGUCUAUUGGCGUUAGCGUCGAAAUGUGGCAGCUACACGCGAAGGUGACCCCGUAUCAAUUGAGGUGUGCACUAGUGGGAGACGCUGCCUUGAUGACUCUGACUGUUCUCGCAGCCUUUGGCUUUUACUUGGACCAGCGCCAUGACUGCGGCCGAUUUGUUUGUUUGUUUGGGAGAAGAUUUUCCAUCAAUGAGUUUCCCACUCAUGGACUCCACACACACAAAGUAGUGUAUUUUGCGGGCGUGUACGUGUUUGCGGUUCCUGUUUUUUGCUUUCGGCGGUGUACGCCCUUGCACCACGCUGCCGGUCACAGUUGUAAUGCACGCCAUUCCCGCAAAAACCUGGCCUGGGGAUCUUGGGGCCGUUUGGCUGCUUUGGCAAAUUCUCGUUCCUCGAUUCCCGCGGGGCGUGCUCCUUGUGGGGUCAGGGCCGCAGCUAGAAGGCGUUGCCUCGGCGGCGAUGCGUGCUGGGUUUUACUUCUUCCUUUGCGGCAGCGGCACUUUUCAUUUUUAUUGGGGGAUGACGCGACCACCGUCUGGCGCCGCGACACGCCACUUCGCAAAAAACGCAGCGUCGAAGGGGCCAGUUGCCUGCGAUGUGCCCGAGGCACAACCCAAUGGGAGGGCGCGAAGAAGGCACGCGA
This is a messenger RNA of Trypanosoma conorhini, 749 nucleotides long. RefSeq lists its product as uncharacterized. The record is from RefSeq and is a predicted model, not a curated record. The annotation marks the transcript as partial. The transcript has a single exon. NCBI's taxonomy places the organism in Eukaryota, Euglenozoa, Kinetoplastea, Trypanosomatida, Trypanosomatidae.